Molecule: messenger RNA, 2272 nt
Organism: Aphidius gifuensis
Lineage: Eukaryota; Metazoa; Arthropoda; Insecta; Hymenoptera; Braconidae
Exons: 4
Coding region: 167-1918 (583 amino acids)
Biological process (GO): SCF-dependent proteasomal ubiquitin-dependent protein catabolic process
Cellular component (GO): SCF ubiquitin ligase complex
Source: RefSeq, a predicted model, not a curated record
ACAUUAAUAACGUGUUGUGGAUUUGUUUGUUUAUUUAUUUCAAUUUAUUUAUUUUUUUGACAUGUGUACCAAACGUACAAAAUUGUCUAAUUGAAGUUCAUCAAUAAAUUAAUACGAUUAUUUAAAAUUAAAAAAAAUCAAAGGAACAAUUGAGAAUUUACUUAAAAUGAGACCAAAAAGAACAUGUGUUGAAAAAGACCAACAAAUCUCUGAUGAUGGUGACAAGAAUAAAAACAAAGUUGUCAUCAAUUCACUGGUUCAUGACUCGUUAGCAAAAAUCAUCAUGUUGUUGCCAAUACCAGAACGGAUAGACAUGGAAGAAGUUUGUACCAAAUGGAAAGAUGCAUCCCAACUAGCUUGGUAUGACAUUAAAGAAUACAAAUGUGAAUCAUCAAUUGGACGUUGUUAUGAUAACUGUUUGUUGACACAAUCAUACCUCGAGAAAAUAUUAUCAAGAUGUGGUAAAUAUCUAAAAAAAUUGUCUCUCUCAGAUAUUUUCGACUCAAGGAUCAUGCCAUUUGUUGGUGAUCACUGUAAAAAUUUAACAACCUUAAAAUGUAAAUUUGAUGAUACAUUCUUAAGGUAUAAUGCUGAUCACUUUGUUCAAGCAUUUACACAAUUGGAUAAAUUAAAAUGCAUUGAAAUGUUACUAAACCAUACGACAAAAAAUGAAACAUUGAAUCUAUUUGAAAUAAUUAAUAGUCUUCCCGAAGAAAUUGAUGAAAUUCAUAUACCUAAUAAACGGUGGUGGAACGGUAAACGAGCAGUUCUUUUCACUUUGAAAAAAUUUAAAAAUCUUCAAAAACUGACUUUACAUAGCCUCUGUUUAGACGAGCUAAUUCUUCAAGAAAUAGCAGAAACAACAACACUUGUUCAUCUUCACAUUCAAUUGUAUGAUAAACACAUAGAGUUUCCUCUAUUCGAUAAACUCGUUAAUUUGGAAUAUAUUCAAAUAGAGAUUCAAAGAGAAGAUAAAGAGACGAAAGACUCUACAAAAGUACUCGACACUAUUUUUUGUAAAUGCAAAAAUCUAAAACAUCUUGAUAUUCCAAAAUACUUUUAUGAUCUUGCUGAAAUUUCUUUGGGAAAAUGGGAAAACCUUAAAAAUUUAGAAUAUCUUACUUUAUCUUGUAAUGAAAUAUUACCUGACUUAGCAGAUACAGUUGUUAAAUAUUGCAAGAAUUUGAAACACUUGUUUAUUAACCCUUUAUACCCUGAUAUAGAGGGAAAUGUUGUAAAAAAGUUUACAAAAUUGGAAAAUCUCGAAAGUUUAGAGAUUAAUGAUAAAUCCCUCAGUGAGGAAGCAAUAAUUGCAAUUUCAAACAAUUGUAAAAAACUCAAACGUUUAGAACUUGAUGAUUGCACUAUAUUAUCAACUAUUGAUGGUGGAGAAUUUUCUUCUCCAUCUGUUUUAAAUGAGUUAUCAAAAUUACAAUAUCUUGAACAUCUAAGCUUGAAUGGUACAGAAAGAAUUGACGAUAAUACAAUUAUUGAUAUUGCUAAUAAUUGUAAAAACCUAAAAUCAUUAGAUAUCUGUAGUCACGAUGAUCAUGAUAUUACUGAAACAGCUUUCGUUGCUUUAGAAAAGUUGGAAAAUUUAGAAAUACUAAGAGUAGCUUAUCGUGAUAUUUCAGACAGCUACAUUAGCAGGUUGAAAGGAUUAAAAGAAUUUUUUUGUACCGGUUGUUGGAAUCUUACUGAUACUGGUAUUAUUCAAUUAUUAAAAAAUAACCCAGAUCUUGAAGAAAUCUGUGCUUAUGAAAUAGAAAAUUUUACAAUUGACUUGAUUGUUGCUGCUGAUCAGGCAACUAAAAAUCGUACAAAUGGUAUUAUUUUACACAUAGAAAUAGAAGAUUCGUCAAUAAUUGAAGCUUCUAAGCCAUUAAUCACAUCUCAAUGGUUGGUUGUUACUGGUUAGAGCAUAGAUUUAUCCUUUAAAUUAAUUUAAAUUUAUCGUAUAUCUUUCUCUCUUAUUCAUGUACGCUUGAUAUUUUUCCAUAAUGUAUUCUUAAAAUAAACACAUACAAAAUACGUUAUCAAGUCAAAGACAUUGUAAAAGAAUAUCUUUAUUAUUAUUAUUGUUAUUAUUAGGUAGUAUCACGAAUUUUUUAACUCUAUCGUCUUGAUUAUAUAUAUAAAUAUAUGAUUUCUCUUUUCUUUUUUUUUUCGAUAAUAUAAUCAGGUUGAAAAAAAUAAGCAAAGAAAACAUUGAACGUAAGAAAUAAUAAUUAACAACAAUAAAAUAAUUGAAAAAAAAAAAAAAAAAAUUAAA